Molecule: messenger RNA, 633 nt
Organism: Hypomesus transpacificus
Lineage: Eukaryota; Metazoa; Chordata; Actinopteri; Osmeriformes; Osmeridae
Product: histone H3-like
Exons: 2
Coding region: 170-583 (137 amino acids)
Cellular component (GO): nucleosome
Molecular function (GO): structural constituent of chromatin; protein heterodimerization activity; DNA binding
Source: RefSeq, a predicted model, not a curated record
ACUGACCUCCGUCCCUGCGUCCAAUUGCCAACGGAGAAGGCUUCGACGGUUUGCCAAUCAGUCUGCUCGGGAGAGAAGUCCAAUCAGCAGACGACAAGCCAACGAUAUAUACUUCCUUAUCCUUUCUUCAAAAACUGACUUCAAACUCGUCAACGACAAGAAAAGUAUCAUGGCCAGAACAAAGCAGACCGCUCGUAAAUCCACCGGUGGAAAAGCCCCGAGGAAGCAACUCGCCACCAAAGCCGCUCGUAAGAGUGCACCGGCCACUGGUGGCGUGAAGAAACCUCAUCGUUACAGGCCCGGGACCGUGGCUUUGAGAGAGAUCCGUCGGUACCAGAAGCAGUCUACCGAGCUGCUCAUCCGCAAGCUGCCUUUCCAGCGCUUGGUCAGGGAAAUCGCCCAGGACUUCAAGACAGACCUGCGUUUCCAGAGCUCCGCCGUGAUGGCUCUGCAGGAGGCCAGCGAGGCUUACCUGGUCGGUCUGUUCGAGGACACCAACCUGUGCGCCAUCCACGCUAAGAGGGUCACCAUCAUGCCCAAGGACAUCCAGCUGGCCCGCCGCAUCCGCGGAGAGCGCUCCUAGACGUUGUCCGUGAUCAUGUGAUCUCGAAACCCACAAAGGCUCUUUUAAGA